GGAGCGGGAGAAGGGGACCAGAGGGCUGGAAAACUGGGUCCCGGGGGGGAUGGACUGGGCACCAGUACUUCUAGAUCCUGGCGAAGAGGGAGGCUGGGGGCCUGGACCUUUGGUUCUGUGGAAAAGGGGUUGAGAUCUCGGAUUCCUCAGUCUGAGCGAAGAGACUGGGUGCUGGGAGCUAGGACUUCUGGGUCUCAGGAAGGAAGAGCUGGAGGCCACGCCGCCAUGCCUUCCUCUGGGCCCAGCGCAGCCCUCCUUCUCCUCUUGCCACCGCUGCUGCUGCUGCGCACUGUCCUGGCCUUGCCUCUGGAGCGGGGGACGCCCAAGCAGGAGAGCCCUGCGACCGAGAGCCCAGACACUGGCCUGUACUACCACCGGUACCUCCAGGAAGUCAUCAACGUGCUGGAGACAGACGGGCAUUUCCGUGAGAAGCUGCAGGCUGCGAACGCCGAGGACAUCAAGAGUGGAAAGCUGAGCCGGGAGCUGGACUUUGUCAGCCACCAUGUCCGCACCAAGCUGGACGAGCUCAAGAGGCAGGAGGUGUCUCGGCUACGGAUGCUGCUCAAGGCCAAGAUGGAUGCGGAGCAGGAGCCCAAUGUACAGGUGGAUCACCUGAGCCUCCUGAAGCAGUUUGAACAUCUGGACCCUCAGAAUCAGCACACCUUCGAGGCCCGGGACCUGGAGCUGCUGAUCCAGACGGCCACCCGGGACCUCGCCCAGUACGACGCAGCCCAUCAUGAAGAGUUCAAACGCUAUGAGAUGUUGAAGGAACACGAGAGACGCCGUUAUCUGGAGUCCCUGGGAGAGGAGCAGCGAAAGGAGGCAGAGAGAAAGCUGGAAGAACAACAACGCCGGCACCGAGAGCACCCCAAAGUCAAUGUACCUGGCAGCCAAGCCCAGUUGAAGGAGGUAUGGGAGGAGCUGGAUGGAUUGGACCCCAACAGGUUUAACCCCAAGACCUUCUUCAUACUGCAUGAUAUCAACAGUGAUGGGGUCCUGGAUGAACAGGAGCUGGAGGCCCUCUUCACCAAGGAGCUGGAGAAGGUGUAUGACCCGAAGAACGAAGAAGAUGACAUGCGGGAGAUGGAGGAGGAGCGGCUUCGCAUGAGGGAGCACGUGAUGAAGAACGUGGACACCAACCAGGACCGCCUUGUGACCCUGGAGGAGUUCCUCGCAUCCACCCAGAGGAAGGAGUUUGGGGACACCGGGGAGGGCUGGGAGACAGUGGAGAUGCACCCUGCCUACACGGAGGACGAACUAAGGCGUUUUGAGGAGGAGUUGGCCGCCCGGGAGGCAGAGCUGAAUGCCAAGGCGCAGCGCCUCAGCCAGGAGACGGAGGCCCUGGGGCGCUCUCAGGGCCGCCUGGAGGCCCAGAAGAGAGAGUUGCAGCAGGCCGUUCUGCAAAUGGAACAAAGAAAACAGCAGCAGCGAGGCCAGAACAGCCCAGCCCCUGGCCCCGAGGGACAGCUCCAGUUCCACCCGGACACAGAUGAUGCACCUGUCCCAGCUCCAGCAGGUGACCAGAAGGAUGGCGACCCUUUAGAAAAGAAGGUUCCCGAUCAGCCUCCACAGCUGCCCCAGUUGGACACCCAACACCUGUGAUCCUCCUGGGACCCCCCCCCCAACACACACACACGCUCUGGGUUCCUACGGAGGCAGCUGGUGGGAGGGGGCUGUGGAGUCGACAUCAACCUCCCUGGGGGGCCAGCGACUUGUGUGGCCGCCUGGGGGAGGGAAGGGCCAGGUGGCUCUUCACACAUUGCUCCCUGAGCCCUACAUCUGCCCCUCAGCUUCCACAGCCUCCCAGUCUGUGCUCCCUUCUUUCCGAGACCCCCAAGUCUAGUUGGACCCUCACUGCAUCCCUAACUUAGGGAAGUCCUCUCCCUCCUGAGAAGGGUUGGCCUUGUGCCUGCCUUCUCAAGAUGGUUUGGCCUCAGCUGCCCAGAUCAUGGCUACCCUGGCAUCCUGCCUUUGUCCCCACUGCUGCUGGAAUGCCUGCUGUCCGGCUUCUGUCGGCUGAUGAGGUAUUUUUUUUGGGGGGGGGGGUUCUCGAGAGAACCAUUGAUGCUCAAGGACAGUGUCUUCCUCAUGGCUGGCUGCGAUGGGCAGCAGAGUCCUGAGCAUAGCUGACUAGUGCUGACCCCAGCAACCCAGACUCUCUCUGACCCCUGGCUUCCAGCUGCCUGGCUCCUUGCCCUUUUCCCACACAGCCCCAGAGGGGACCUGGAGCCAACCCAGCCCCAGUAUCAGGCUCCAGCCCCUCAGCCCAUGGAGGAGGCCCUGCCCCACUUUCUGGCCUUUUUUCACAUGGCUCCAAGUUCUGCUCUGUACUCCAGUUCCAUCCAAAUACACUUUCUGGAACACUUUC
Mustela erminea (ermine) is the source of this 2368-nucleotide messenger RNA. RefSeq names its product nucleobindin 1 (gene NUCB1). The transcript has 13 exons. NCBI's taxonomy places the organism in Eukaryota, Metazoa, Chordata, Mammalia, Carnivora, Mustelidae. Bases 226 to 1602 code for a protein of 458 amino acids. Gene Ontology annotation, cellular component: endoplasmic reticulum-Golgi intermediate compartment; extracellular exosome. Gene Ontology annotation, molecular function: calcium ion binding. The record is from RefSeq and is a predicted model, not a curated record.